This is a messenger RNA of Postia placenta MAD-698-R-SB12, 990 nucleotides long. RefSeq lists its product as hypothetical. Gene Ontology annotation, molecular function: polyubiquitin modification-dependent protein binding. Gene Ontology annotation, cellular component: cytosol; proteasome regulatory particle, base subcomplex; nucleus. Gene Ontology annotation, biological process: proteasome-mediated ubiquitin-dependent protein catabolic process. NCBI's taxonomy places the organism in Eukaryota, Fungi, Basidiomycota, Agaricomycetes, Polyporales, Adustoporiaceae. The transcript is spliced from 4 exons. Bases 1 to 990 code for a protein of 329 amino acids. The record is from RefSeq and is a predicted model, not a curated record.
AUGCCGCUCGAAGCUACCCUGUUGAUCAUUGAUAAUUCCGAGUACAUGCGCAAUGGCGACUACACUCCCUCCCGUCUCGAUGCACAGGCCGACGCCGUCAACACCAUCUUCCAGGCCAAGAUCGACUCCAACCCCGAGAACACGGCCGGCGUCCUGACCAUGGCGGGCAAGGGCCCAGAGGUGCUCGUCACCCACUCCAAGGACCUCGGCCAGAUCCUGCAAGCACUACACGCGACCCAGGACAAGAUCGCCGGCGUCGCAGACAUUCCCACCGCGAUCAACGUCGCGACCCUCGCCCUCAAGCACCGGCAAAAUAAGAACCUGCGGCAGCGCAUCAUCCUUUUUCUCGGCUCCCCGCUUGAGGGGCAGGGCGCGGACGAAAAGGCCAUGGUCCGCCUGGCCAAGAAGCUCAAGAAGAACAACGUCGCCGUAGACGUUAUUACAUUCGGCGAUGGCAUCGAGGAAGGCGAGCGGAGUAUCCUGAGGACAUUCGUCAAGGAGACGUCGAGCAAUGAUAACUCACACUAUCUAGCAGUACCACCAGGCCCACAUCUACUGUCGGACGUGGUCCUCUCCUCAUCAAUACUGGCGGGAGACCGUGGUAUCCCAGAAGAGGCCAUGGGCGAAGCGGCCUCCGGUUCCGCCGCAGGUGCUGCGAACGACUUUGCGUUCGGUGUCGACCCAAGCUUGGAUCCCGAGCUGGCACUGGCACUGCGCAUGUCCAUGGAGGAGGAGCAGGCCCGCCAAGCCGCAGUCGCACAAGCGCAGACGUCCGCCACACCAGCCGCCGCACCUGCAGCGACAGUGCCCGCCGAGUCGCCGGACGAUGAGGAGGAGGCGAUGUUGAAGCAGGCGCUGGCGAUGUCGGAGGGGCACGACGUGGAGAUGUCGGAGCACGGGGGCAACGAAGACGAGUUGUCGGAGGAGGAGCAGAUUGCGCGGGCGAUCGAGAUGAGCAUGAAGCAGGAGCAAGAGCAAGAGAAGAAGUAG